GGAUGAUUGACACUCGGCGUUGUGAAGAGGACAGUGCGGUAACCGAACGGGGUAGAAGUGCGGGUCCUGGGACAUGGAUGUGGCAGUGGGGCAGCGGUAGCGCCGCGUUUCCCGUCAGUAAUCUGGACCUGUGCCCUCCUGAAUACUCUACUCCAUGGACACAAAUAAUGAGUCUGCGAAGGACCGGAUACCCAGGGUCGAUGCUUAUGGAUUUGAAAGACCAGACGGAUUUGAUUAUGUUUCUUAUGAAGAUUUUUAUUCCCGAUACAUGACGGUCCUUACAAGAAGAGCUAUAAAAUGGUCUAAAAUGAUGCAAAAGUCCACAGCAGUAGAGAAGAGCAUCAAAGUGAAGAGAUAUAUUAGAAAGGGCAUUCCUAAUGAACAUCGCGCCCAUGUGUGGAUGAUGGUGAGUGGAGCACAGGCCCAGAUGGAGUCCAAGCCAGGAUAUUAUCUCAGUGUAUUAGUGGAAGGACAGAAAAAUCCAAAGCUUGUGGAUUCAGUUGUCACAGAUCUGAACAGAACUUUUCCUGACAAUGUGAAGUUCCGUAAAAAUGCAAGUCCAUGUUUACAGCAGACUUUACACAAUGUUUUAGUGGCUUACGGUCAACAUAAUAAAAGCGUGGGCUAUUGCCAGGGUAUGAAUUUUAUCACUGGGAUACUCAUUCUUGUUACUAAAGAUGAGGAGAAGGCCUUUUGGCUCCUAGAUUCUCUUAUUGGACGCAUUUUGCCUGACUAUUACAGCCCUGCAAUGAUGGGUCUUAAAACUGACCAGGAAGUGCUUGGGUAUCUGGUGAAGAUGAAGAUCCCAGCUGUAGCAGAAUUAAUAGACAGGCAUGAUUUGAUGUGGACACUUUUGGUUUCCCGGUGGUUUAUUUGUCUUUAUAUUGAUAUCCUUCCAAUCGAGACUGUAUUGCGCAUCUGGGACUGUUUAUUCUAUGAAGGAUCAAAAAUCCUUUUUCGAGUGGCCUUAACACUAAUAAAGCAACACCAAGCUCACAUUUUGGAAGCCAAAAAUUUUCCAGAUGUGUGUGACAAGUUUAAAGACAUAACAAAAGGGGCGUUUGUUACGGAAUGUCAUCUCUUCAUGCAGAAAAUCUUCACCGAACCUGGAAGUUUGUCAAGAAGUACAAUUAUUAAAUUAAGAGAACUCUGUCGCGCACAGUUACUCACUCAGGAAUAAUGGAAAACUGACAGCAAUGACUGACACAUUCCUUCAAAGUAAUAAUUGCACUGAAUAACCUGUUGAUGUCUGGCACAGCAUAUUGUUACAGAGUAUGUUGAAGUCUAGGCUGUGAAUGGUUAGAGGAGAUUUACCACCAAAAUGUAAAAAUGUAUUUAUUAUCAUAUAUUAGUGAAUCAGAAGUUAGAGCAGCAGCCAAAGUGUAUUUAUUCAGUUUCUUUUACUUACAGAUACACUGACGCUUUUGUAUACAAUUGUACCUUUUCUAUUAUUUUCUGAAAGUCAUCACAGCACAUGCAGCUAUAUUGGUUGUCACUUUUGAAUAUGCUUCCUAGAAACCAACAGCAAAUGUAUACAGUUGAAACUCUAAAAAUUAGAAUAUUGUGCAAAAGUCCAUUUAUUUCAGUAAUGCAACUUAAAAGGAAAUGCAUUAAUGCAGCUUAAAAUUAGAUUUUUUUUUUUGAAAAGGUUCAAUAUUCUAGGC
This is a messenger RNA of Bufo gargarizans (Asiatic toad), 1664 nucleotides long. RefSeq names its product growth hormone regulated TBC protein 1 (gene GRTP1). The record is from RefSeq and is a predicted model, not a curated record. The transcript has 9 exons. The coding region runs from base 155 to 1180 and encodes 341 amino acids. NCBI's taxonomy places the organism in Eukaryota, Metazoa, Chordata, Amphibia, Anura, Bufonidae.